Molecule: messenger RNA, 1559 nt
Organism: Pseudomassariella vexata
Lineage: Eukaryota; Fungi; Ascomycota; Sordariomycetes; Amphisphaeriales; Pseudomassariaceae
Product: Alpha/Beta hydrolase protein
Exons: 1
Coding region: 449-1402 (317 amino acids)
Source: RefSeq, a predicted model, not a curated record
CAAUCACCAACCCGAGGAUUCAGUCCAAAACUGUCGUCUCAUAUAUCUACCUGCUCUCCCCUAUCUGUAAAGCUUCCUGGUAGUCAUCAUGACUUGUAAUUACGGCUCUGCUAUACCAUUGCGUUGUUUUUCGGAUACUAAGCGAGUAAUGCUUGGGAUCCUCGAAAGAACUGCCGACUCAGGCAAAGUGCGCCAAGCUGACAACGGCCGGGUAUAAUGACGGUUGACAAGGUCCCCCGCAUCUCUUGCAUCCACACCCACCCACUGGAAGUUCUGGACGACAUUUGACUGAAUAAAACCCGAUCUGAAAACCCCAUAGAUAUUUGUCCACGAAUCCUUGGCUCUCUCCUCACAGAGCUCACGAUCUCAAGUACAACUCGGCAAAGGAGAAAGAGAAACAAUCAAGCGGCAAACCCAGUCUAUCCAAGGCCACUAAUAACCAGGGAAAAUGGAACAACUACCGCCGUUGGGUAGAGGCAUUUUCGAAGUCCUCGAAGCCACCUUCGCCAUCUACAAGCCCCUUAUCCUCGCCCAAGAAUCCAAUAUCCGGACCACCCGGCGCUCAACCCACCGCUACGGCGACCACCCUCGCCAGGAGCUCGAUGUCUACCAUCCUUCGACCCCAGCCGCAACUCCUAGCGGCGCCCGGCCGGUGUUGGCUUUCUUUCACGGCGGCGGUUUUGUGGCUGGCGCCAAAGACGGCGCUGGUUAUGCCAAUGGCCUCGUCUUCGCUAAUCUGGGCCACUUCUUCGCCUCACGCUUCGGGUACACUGUUGUCGUGGCCAACUACCGGCUAAUGAGCCAUGGCGCCCGGUAUCCAUCCGGCGGCGAGGAUGUCAAGUUGACGGUCGAGUGGAUCGCCGGGACCCUGGCCAAGGAGGAGGGGUAUGGCAUGAUUGAUCUGUUCGUAAUGGGGAACUCGGCGGGUGCUGUGCAUGUGGCUACCUACACACUGGCAGAAGAAUUUGAGGAGAGCAGGAAGGCCAUCACGGCUCAUUCGCGGGAAAAGGGGGGAAAGGGAACGCUUCUCAGGGGUGUGUUGUUGCUUGGUGCGCCUUGUCACUAUGGUAAUGAGACCAAUGGGACGCUGAGAGACUACUUUGGCCCGGAUAAGAUAUUCGACUACGCCCCGAUGGGUCUGCUACAGGCGGCGAAACAGCGGGGUGGGCCGGAACUGCCGGGUGUCAAGCUGGCGUUGCUGAUAUCUGAGUACGAUCCUGAGGAGCUUGUGGUCAAGACGAACCACGAGUUUGUAAAGGAGUGGCCCGGAUCGAAUAUCGAAGUUCAAGUCUUGAAGGGACAGAACCAUAUCAGCCCACAGCUGAGUCUUGCGACGGGUAUCGAGGAAGAAGAAGCUUGGGGCGUGAUUGUCGCUAGAUUCUGCGAGGCGGCUUUCACAUGAACUUCAUUAUAACACGUUGCAGAGUGAGAGCUCUCCCGUCCCUCCCCCCUUACACUAACCAAAAGAAAAUCAAAUUCUAGACAUGGAUGAUAAAACCCCUUUGCCUCAUAUCAUAUACAAUGAGAGUAGACUAGAGAAUAAAAAUAUUCUGUACAAU